Molecule: messenger RNA, 3139 nt
Organism: Ornithodoros turicata
Lineage: Eukaryota; Metazoa; Arthropoda; Arachnida; Ixodida; Argasidae
Exons: 8
Coding region: 229-1386 (385 amino acids)
Source: RefSeq, a predicted model, not a curated record
AUGCAGUAAUACGCAUUUAUGGGCACAAUCACACCAGUUCAGCUGGUUUCCCAUUACGUAAUUGAGGCUCAUGUGUUCAGAAGGCUCAAAUGGAGUAGUGGCUCUAGUUAUGGAACAGACAUCAUUGCCCAUGAAGUGUUCAUCAAAGCCGUGUUUCCCAUUUUCUUUCCCAGUGUUCUAAUUAAUUGCGUGCAGUGAGAUGAGCAUGAUGUUCCACUACAUCUUCAGAUGUACAUGUACCAUGUGCUCAUAUUUUUCUUUGUGAACAGUGUGGACCCCAAUGAUGAAUCGUAUCGUCCUGAACUGUGCAGCGAAGGCGAUUUCGAUGUCAGUAUACUGGAGGAGCCGCAAGUGGGCACUGCACAAGAGCCCAAGUAUAUUGUUUUCGAAUCAUGCCUCAAGCAGCUUCUCCAGCGGUGCCCGCAGUGUCUGGCCCCAGACUGCAAUGUGCAACUCUUCUGCGUUGGGACAAUGGUAAAGGCCACCAUCAUCUGUCCCAAAUCGCACAUAACAAAAUGGUCUAGCCAGCCAACACACCACGGGAAGCCACUGGGGAACAUCUUACUGAGCAGCGCCAUACUGUUUUCUGGAAGCAGCCCAACGCAGACGCUGCGGCUACUCAGCUUCCUUGGUGUCCACACAGUAAAGGCCACGCAGUACUUCAAGUUCCAGAGGCUCUACAUGUUUCCUGCUGUCACUGAGGUGUGGAACAAUGAGCGACAACUGCUGUUGCAGCAGCUGAAGGACAAAGAACUGUGCCUUGCUGGAGAUGGCCGUGCGGACUCACCAGGCCACUCAGCAGAUUUCGGCACAUAUUCUCUGAUGGAGACCGGAAUAAACCGCAUCAUCCAUAUGGAGCUGGUGAAGUCUACUGAAGUGUCCUCUAGCAACAAAAUGGAGAAGGAGGGACUGGAGCGGGCACUAAAUGCACUUGCAGAUGAAGGUAUGAAGGUGAAGACCUUGAUCACCGACAGGCAUACGGAAAUCAAGGCCUUCAUGAAGUCGUCACACCCAGACGUGCAGCACCGCUUCGAUGUGUGGCAUGUAGCAAAAGGUAUCCGAAAAAAGAUCAUUGCUGCAUCCCACUCAAAGCAGCACCAGGUUCUUCAAAAGUGGUCACCAACCAUAAUCAAUCACCUGUACUGGUGUGCGCGAACGAGUGAUGAUGAUGGCGAGCUAGUUCUGGCAAAGUGGCAGACUAUCCUCCGCCAUGUCAUUGAUAUUCAUGAACACCCAGGCAGCCUACAUGAAAGGUGCGCACACGGGGACAUUGGUGAAAGGCUUUGGCUGCACGAAGUUACGAGGAACAGAGACUUUCAAAAGGUUGGAGAAAGUUAUUGCAUCUCCCUACCUUCUCAAAGACGUCCCAAAGCUUUCGCCACAUAAGCAAACAUUUGGACUGGAGGCCUUCCACUCGGUCAUCAUCCACUUUGCGCCAAAGGCAUCAAAGUUCUCGAUUGAUGGCAUGUGUACUCGUACAAAGUUGGCAGCUCUCCACUUCAAUCACAACGCGGACAGGGAGAUUGCUGAGUACAUCCUAAAGUUUUCCAAAGCGCGGAAAACUUGGGCAGUUGCUGGGGUCAGAACCAAGCCCACUUUUGAGUAUGUCACAAAGCUCAUCGACUGCGUGCUGGACCUCUGCGAACAAUGGCCAAGCUAAGCCUCUGCUGCUGCUGCUUCAGCUCCUACGAGCUACGAAACUCUGUGCAGCAGGGCAGGUCCGAGGCCUCCGCUUCAGGAAGCCUUGGACGCCCACAAGGAAAGGUUCUCCCACUGACAGCACAUAGCCUUAACAUAACCUACAAGUAGCGUCUGCAUACUUCACAAGGUUACUGACGUACCUCUGUUGUGUCAAAAGGAAUACUUUUUGCGGUGGAAAGUGAGUACAAAGCAGUACGUGUGCAAUAAGUUUCGUCAAGCUGAACUAUGUACAAUUUUUUAUUUAAGAUGAGUGUCAGACAAUGGUACUUCACAGGACACUUGUUAAUCUCACAUUCUUGCUCUGCGAUCAUUUUGCUUGGGAAUCAGUGUACUUUUCGUACAAACAAGCUGAUCACAUGUAUCGUAUACUUGAUAAUGUAACUGCCAGUCCCUCACCCGGUAAUCCUCUGGACUUGCAAAUGCCUUCCUGUCUUUUCUAAUUACAUAUUGAAGUUCGAUGUACAUUUUAAGGAAGACCUGUAAUUCUUUUUGUCACAACUAUGCUCACACACAAUAGCCCUAGCUGCACGGACUCACUUGUGCUAUGUUGAGCUGCAGUGUCGCCAAACCGGCAGCAAUGGGUCAAAGUAGGGGGGCAUAGACACUCUCCCCCUCGCUCAAGCGCUCAGGAAAUGUGAUCACGACUGGCAGGUAAUGCCAGUUUUGCCUGGUAAAUGUGCACGGAUUGGCAAAUUAUUUUUAUGUGCCACCUCCGAUAACCCCUCUCCCCCAUAGAGGUCCACCUCCCCGAAAAAAAAUUCCAGCUAUACUUCUACCUACCUCCUUAAUCACAUGAGCUCCUAAAUGUAAUUUACCAAUGACUCCUCUUUUACUGAGUAAUGGUGCAGCCUGUUUUGUGCAUCAGGAUUUUGUCCACACUGAAGAAGGCCUCCAUAUAUGCGCAAAUUGAAUUUGUUAUGCCUAUGACACGUGCCAAAGACAGAUUUUUCUUGUUUUUACAUUUUUAGGGUCUAUUGAUAUACAAUUGCCUGUGUUCGAUGCUGGAGAGAGUGAACUUUCGUGAGUAGUUAAAAGUGCUGUGUGAUUUGUGAAGGGUGUAGUUCCUGGCUGUGCCUUCACAGUUCUACAUAAGACCAUAUCAUUGUGAUCAAUAUUGUGAAGGGGCUUAUUAUUUCAUUCCCCACAUCACCACCUGCAAUGGGGUAGAGUAAUGGCCCUGGUGAUAGAACUCCGCAUUCAUCAUUCAUCGUCUCGAAAUAAAGUUGUUGUUGUUCCAAAGGAGAACAUGAUAAAGGUUACUUUCAAGAACCGGAUGAAAGCCAAACUGGAAGAAGCCCAAUGUGAUUUCUAUGUUGUGUGUUAUGAUUGCUUCCCAAGGAACGGUAAUUCAGAAUUGCGGGACAGUAGUUACACCAAAAAUCUUCCACCCAUAGCUAUCUUGUAUACGUGUGUCUUCAUCCCGUCGCUCAUUGUGUCA